Monomorium pharaonis (pharaoh ant) is the source of this 4998-nucleotide messenger RNA. Its product is annotated as nephrin. Bases 409 to 3453 code for a protein of 1014 amino acids. Lineage: Eukaryota; Metazoa; Arthropoda; Insecta; Hymenoptera; Formicidae. Gene Ontology annotation, molecular function: protein binding. The record is from RefSeq and is a predicted model, not a curated record. The transcript has 17 exons.
AAGCUGCGAGGCUGUGCGUUUCUGACGAUGGUAAUCGAAUCUCCGAACGUGAAGCGGGAUGUAGUGACAGGCGAUCGCGCUCAAAGGGAAUGCCGUGUGCUGUGACUGUUAUCUCCCAAGGAUCUUCCACACGGUUUGAGACGAGGAAAAAUUCGCGGACGAAUGAGAAGAAUUUGUGGAGGGAAAGUUCGACGACGAGAGUUUGAGUCGCGGAAAGUGCUUCCACACGAGAGUACCUGGGUCCUGGUUCGCGCUGCUCGUCGGCGCGACGCGGGGGCGGCGGAAGACGACGACGGGUGUUUGUAAAAAGGAGACGAAGAACGGGGCAAGUGUGUGUCGCUGACACGAGUUGACGCUACGCGACGUGACGUGACGUGACGUAACGUGACGUGACGUCGGGGCGUCGAGAUGCCUCGAGAUGAGAUGGCCACCCCCCUUGGAUCCCUCGCGUCGCUUCUCACGCUUCUACUCUACGCUUGCAGCAGCUGCUAUGCCAGGAUAACCGAUCAGGAAGUCGUGACAAUGACAGAUGCGGAAGCAGUGGCAGGCGGAAUUGCUCAGCUACCAUGCGACGUGAAACCACCGCUCUCGGGGGACAAGCUGCACCUAGUUAUUUGGUAUAAGGAAGAGGCAGAUGCGCCGAUAUACAGCUUCGACACAAGAUCGAGGGACACCCCGGAUCAAGGGAAUCACUGGCAGGAUCCCAGCCUGGAAGGACGAGCGUUCUUUAAGCACUCCGAAACCUCCGCGAAGCUCACUCUAGAAAAGGUUCGCGAGAGCGACGCAGCUGUUUACAGAUGCAGAGUCGACUUCAAGCAGUCGCCGACGCGCAACAGCAAAGUCAAUCUAACGGUCAUCAUACCGCCGGAGCAGCUUAGCAUAUUGGACGAAGACGGAAGGUCUCAUAUUCCCCAUUACAUCCUUGGCCCGUAUACUGAAGGAGCGUCUCUCAAUAUCACGUGUGUCGCCGCCGGUGGGCGACCGCAACCACAAGUGACAUGGUGGCAGGGGUCUGCUCUACUGGACAAGACCUACGAGACCGUGGAUGCUAAAAGGGUGCGGAACGUGCUGCAAUUGGAAAAGUUAGGUCGCGAACAUUUGCGUGCAUUUCUGACCUGUCAAGCUAAGAACAACAACAUGGUGGCGCCGAUAUCAAGUUCGGUGUCACUUGAUAUGAAUUUGAAACCGCUCUGGGUCCGAAUUCAAGGAGAGAACCGUCCACUUAGCGCCGGCAAGACCUACGAGAUAACUUGCGAGGUUGUCGGAGCCAGACCAAACCCGACGAUCACGUGGUCCAAAGGGAACAUGAUACUGCGAAAUGCACGAGAGACGACGAGUCCCGACGGCAAUGUAACAACCAGCGUCCUCACAUUCGUGCCGAGUAUCGAAGACGCCGGAAAGUUCCUCUACUGUCGCGCCAGCGUGCCAGAUAUUCCGGACUCGGAGAUGGAGGAAGGAUGGAAGCUCGAUAUACUCCACGAGCCUGUGGUUACCCUCGAGCUUGGCAGCAAUUUGAAUUCGAGCGCUAUUCGGGAGGGUAUCGACGUUUACUUCGAGUGCAACAUCAAGUCCAAUCCCUGGGUUUACAAGGUUUCCUGGCGCCAUAACGGCAAUCCGCUGUAUCACAACGCGGCAACCGGAACGAUAAUAAGUAAUCAGAGCCUGGUGCUGCAAAGUGUCACUCGCAGUAGAGCUGGGAUUUACACGUGCAUUGGCAAUAAUCAAGAGGGUGACGGCGAGAGCAAUCCACUGAACUUGGACAUAAAGUUCGUGCCGGUAUGCCAGCACGGGCAGACGAAAGUAUUCGGCGUGGCGCGACAGGAGACCGUGAGGAUCCCCUGCGAGUUGGAGGCGAACCCGCCGGAAGUAUCGUUCACCUGGAAAUUCAAUAAUACAAUGGAAGCGGUGGACAUACCUCAGGCGCACGUCACAAGCGACCGUACACGCUCGACAGCCUCCUACACACCGAUGACCGAGCUGGACUACGGCACUCUCCUUUGCUGGGGCAGCAAUGACCAGGGCACUCAGCUCGAGCCGUGCGUCUACCAUAUCGUGCCAGCUGGCCGCCCGGACACGCCGCACAACUGCUCCUUGUUAAACCAAACCACCGACUCGAUCUACGUGGAAUGCAUUGAGGGCUUUGACGGCGGCCUGCCGCAAAAGUUCACCAUGCAGGUGGACCGUGAGCCCGGGUCCGGCAAGAGCGGCGGCCCCACGACCGUCUACAACCAGACGAGCAAGGUGCCGGUUUUCUCCGUCAGCAAUCUGGAUCCCGGCAGCAACUACGAGGUUUCCAUUUACGCCACUAACGCCAAAGGUCGCAGCGAGACCGUGCAUUUUCGCGCCACCACCCUGAAUCUCCCUGAGAGGCGAACAGCAGGUGAAAAGCUGGCGCAACCACCCUCGCCGGAGAAUUGCACGAUCCGGGAGGAGAGCCGGACGACCGUGCGGGUGAGCUGCGCCGAGAGCGAAUACGUCGACGCGAACACGGCCAUCUACGUACUGCAGGUCUUCGACGCCGACACCAGGCAUCUGCUGGCGUCCUCAUCGAGCCUGACGCCGAGAAUGCUCGAGGUGACGAAUCUGCCGGCCGACCGGAGCCAUUCCGGCCUCAUGCUGUCCCUCAGAAUCAUGACGGAGCAAGCGAUGAGCGACGCGACGGUCCUCUUCAGUCACUUUGUACAGGAGGGUAAUACCAAUAAGGAGCACCAACGUUACCCAGCCCUCACACCAGUUAUGCUGUCGCUGUCGGGUCCACUAUUGGGCGCCGUGGUGGGAGCCGCAGCGGGGUUGCUUCUGGUGAUCUUCGUGAUCGUGCUGGCUGUCAAGCUCCGCUAUCGACCCCGAUCUCAGGAGGACUCUCACGACGACGGCGGCAUGGCGAAUCUCGCGGCGUCAGGAACCGGCACCUCGUCUCCGCAUGACAAAUCGUCGACCUUGCCCCUCAGUACCGAUAGCAUCGAGAGCUUCGAGAAGAAUCCCGAUAUAAUACCGCACGCGAACGAAAAUUCGUAUGCGGAAUUAUGCAAAAGUGCAUCACCGCGAUAUGUACUGCAGCAGCAACGUUCAGAAGUGAAUACCUUAUCAACGACGAACAACCAGGGACCCGAGCUAACAUACGUCGAAUUAGCACUAAGGGGAAACCGGCGAAUACCUCCGAAUUGCUACCAGCCUGUGCAAAUCUCCAGCAUUCAACGGCCCCAGCUGCUGCCCAUGUCGACUUUGACGCGCAGACAGCCGAUGCAGGAGCCGACGAUUUACGCGCAAGUCGCCAGUCAUUCUAAACCGAUUUACGUGCCACCGCCACACCCGUACAUGAAUCGUUCUAGCGACGAAACUACGGCGGAGACACCAUUGAUCGGACACGACAAUAAGAUCACUACGAUCAGCCACUCGGGCAGCUCAAUCUGGCGCACCGACGCGCCGCCUUCCUCGAACGCGCCAACGACAUGAUUCCAGCAAGCUGCAUCGUAAUUCACGAUUCCAUUUCGCUCCUAAACGUCUCUUAAUGUUCUCCCUCUCCCCUCUGCCCCCUUCUCGGAAGAAAAAGAAAAUAAAAGUACACAUCGAUCUACGUACGUGUUAAGGAGUUCUUCGAAGGAGGUGCCAUGGUCCUCCACCGAGGUAGAGAUUGUUAGACCUUUACUACGAGUGUUAUAAAUAGAGGAUUCGUUCGACGAUGAAAGUAAUUAAUGAAAUCGCGCGGAGUAUAUAUAUAUAUAUAUACACACACACAUAUAUAGAUUAUGCGCUUUACCGAGUGUUUUGUGAUAGUGGUUGGUUGGAGCCGGGAAAAAGAUCGAAAACUGUUUUUCAGCCGUCCGUAAAAUUCGAGGCGGGGCGAACGCACUAUUUUGAUCCCGUUUCACUUCGUACUGUCGAUCGAGAAUUUGUUGUUCGAUGAAUGUUAUCGGAGAGUUGGCAAUAAUUACGUGUAAAAAAAAACCGUUGUUCCGGCGCGGUGCAAAAAAACCGGUGUGUUUCUCUGCAACUUUUACGUACCUACAAUUAUACCCGUGAACAUUAUUUGAUUCUUCGUGUAGAAAAAGUUGAACUUAAAGUUAAACGAAAAAUUUUAACUGAAUAUUUUAGAGCAUUCUCUAGGAUAAGUAGAAAUUAUAUUAAUUUUCUUUCCUGCAAUUUCUCUAAAUAUUCUAAAUCUCGUAGAAUAACAAAUUAUUCGAAAAUUGUAGCUCAAUUUUCAGUCCAUAGAAGUGAAUUUUUUUCUUCUAUAAAGUAUGAAUUUUGACUUCUAUUAAAGUAGUAAAUCACUCAAAGAAAUUGCACAAAGUCCAUCUUCACUCUUUUGAAAUGACAUUUCAUUCUCUACAAGAUUUUAAAGAUAAGUUUAGUUAGUAAAUCUUAUAAUUGAAAAGUUACAGUGAUUUUUAAUAUUUAUCGAUAUUGGACGUGAUAUCAAUGCCAAUAUCUCUCCAAAGUUUUGUGUAAAGAGGAAUUUUGGCUAUUGGAAAUGUUUGAUACAUUGAUUUUGACAAGUGCUCGUAGGUAUGAGUUAAAAAUCGAAAUAGCACUUCGCUCGCCUCAGCGUGUAAAUCAAACAACGCCGGUGGAAAUAGAUUGCGAACGCAACGAUUUAGUGUGAUUGGUAGGAUAAAGUUAGCAGCGCGAUUGUUUUUUGAUCAUAUAACCCUGCGUCUUCUGUACCGUCCUACGAAUUUUUCAUUCGAUAUUACUUUCAAGCUUCAUUUAUAAGAUGCUAUUAAAAUUCGAAUUAUUUAAAUUUUAGAUAUCCUAAUCAUUAUUUAUCAUCAUUAAAUUAUAAUACUUUUAAUUAAGUAACUUAUAGAUUUCUAAAACAUAUUUAUAUAAAUCCUAUUUUUUAUUUUAAAAAAUAUUAAAGUAUAUUAGAUGAUAAAAAUCAAACAAUUACACUGCCCUUUUUAUUGGAACCAAUUACACUGCCCUAAAAUUUAAUUAUGACAAUUUCCAAAACAAAUUAUUAAUAAUAUUAUUAUUAUUAAAUAUAUGAUUGUAAAA